AUGUUUUCCAAAGCAUCCAUUGUAGCAUUUGCUCUCGCAGCUGUCAGCAAUGCUCACAUGAUCAUGACCAACCCAGUUCCAUAUGGAGUCGACAAUCUCAACAACUCUCCUUUGGAAGCAAGCGGAGCCGACUUUCCAUGCAAGCAAAGAGAUGGAGUCUACAAAGUCACCACUCAAAACACCAUGGAGCUCGGUGGAUCUUAUGAUCUUGCAUUCAAGGGUAGUGCCGUUCACGGAGGUGGAUCUUGCCAAGUAUCUAUCACCUAUGAUGAAACUCCCUCUGCCUCUAGCUCAUUCAAAGUCAUUCACUCCAUCAUCGGCGGUUGCCCCAUGAAAAACGUUGCCGGAAACAACGGAGACAACAAAGAUGCCGUCGAUCCAGACACCUACAAUUUCACCAUUCCCUCAACUCUUCCAGCUGGUAAAGCAACGCUCGCAUGGACUUGGUUCAACAAGAUCGGAAACCGUGAAAUGUACAUGAACUGUGCACCCGUUACACUCACCGGCGGCUCCAGCAAGCGCAGCGACCUCAUCGCACGAGACCAAGCUGCUUUCAAUGCUCUCCCAGACAUGUUCACUGCCAACAUCGGCAAUGGUUGUGGAACAACUGACUCUACGGAUGUGGUUUUCCCCAACCCAGGUGAUUCCGUUGAGUAUGAUGGAGGCUCUACAACCGCUACCGCUGCACCAACUGGAUCUUGCGCUAAGCCUACUGCUGGUGCUGCUUCUGCAAAGCCGACUGGGACUGGGACUGGAACUGGAGCCACUAGUGCUGCGGCUGCUCCGUACGGUACAGCGACCGCAAGUUCGCUUCCGGGAGGUGUUUUUGUCUCAAUUGCUACUGGUACUGGCGCUGCUACUUCCGCGACCUUGGCAGCAACUUCAGCAGCUGGAGUCGUACCCACAAUUGCCACUACUGCCGUCAGUGUCCCAAUAACCCCAACCUCUGCCACCUCUGCCCUAGCACCAGCUGGAACCGGCGCUUCAUCAACUUCCUCUUCAGGAGCUCUCACCGGCGCCUGCACAAGCGAAGGAAUGUUCAACUGCAUUUCUGGAACCUCUUAUCAACAAUGUGGCAGUGGUACUUGGAGCGUCGUCAUGCAGAUGGCUUCCGGAACCACUUGCACCAGUGGCCAAACGAUGAAUUUGGUCAUUGCCAAGAGAAACGGAAUGGGUUUGAUGCGCCACGCUGCUCGACGAGGACUGGGUGCUGAGAUGUUCAAUUAA
Messenger RNA from Botrytis deweyae, 1227 nucleotides. RefSeq lists its product as uncharacterized. The record is from RefSeq and is a predicted model, not a curated record. NCBI's taxonomy places the organism in Eukaryota, Fungi, Ascomycota, Leotiomycetes, Helotiales, Sclerotiniaceae. The transcript has a single exon. The coding region runs from base 1 to 1227 and encodes 408 amino acids.